UGGCCCGAGCAGCCACCCGGCGCCCGGCAGGGGGGAGCCCGGCUGCGGGCGGGGACCGGGGGGCGGGCCGCGCCGCCGGGAGAAAAGCGCCGGCCGGAGGGCCCGCGGCCGGGCCGCCGGGGUGAGCGUGCCGAGGCGGCUGCGGCGCAGGCUUCCAGCCCCCACCAUGCCGUGGCCCCUGCUGCUGCUGCUGGCCGUGAGUGGGGCCCAGACAACCCGGCCAUGCUUUCCCGGGUGCCAGUGCGAGGUGGAGACCUUCGGCCUUUUCGACAGCUUCAGCCUGACUCGGGUGGAUUGCAGUGGCUUGGGCCCCCACAUCAUGCCAGUGCCCAUCCCUCUGGACACAGCCCACUUGGACCUGUCCUCCAACCAGCUAGAGAUGGUGAACGAGUCGGUGUUGGCGGGGCCGGGCUACACGACGCUGGCUGGCCUGGAUCUCAGCCACAACCUGCUCACCAGCAUCUCACCAACUGCCUUCUCCCGCCUUCGUUACCUGGAGUCGCUUGACCUCAGCCACAAUGGCCUGACAGCCCUGCCAGCUGAAAGCUUCACCAGCUCACCCCUGAGUGACGUGAACCUUAGCCACAACCAGCUCCGGGAGGUCUCAGUGUCCGCGUUCACGACCCACAGUCAGGGCCGGGCACUACACGUGGACCUCUCCCACAACCUCAUUCACCGCCUCGUGCCCCACCCCGCGAGGGCCGGCCUGCCUGCGCCCGCCAUUCAGAGCCUGAACCUGGCCUGGAACCGGCUCCAUGCCGUGCCCAACCUCCAAGACUUGCCCCUGCGCUACCUGAGCCUGGAUGGGAACCCUCUAGCUGUCAUUGGUCCGGGUGCCUUCGCAGGGCUGGCAGGCCUUACACACCUGUCUCUGGCCAGCCUGCAGAGGCUCCCUGAGCUGGCGCCCUAUGGCUUCCGCGAGCUACCGGGACUGCAGGUCCUGGACCUGUCGGGCAACCCCAAGCUCAACUGGGCAGGAGCUGAGGUGUUCUCAGGCCUGAACUCCCUGCAGGAGCUGGACCUUUCGGGCACCAACCUGGUGCCCCUGCCUGAGGCGCUGCUUCUCCACCUCCCAGCACUGCAGAGUGUCAGCGUGGGCCAGGAUGUGUGGUGCCGGCGCCUGGUGCGGGAGGGUGCCUACCCCCGGAGGCCUGGCUCCAGCCCCAAGGUGGCCCUGCACUGCGUAGACACCCGGGAAUCUGCUGCCAGGGGCCCCAAUAUCUUGUGACGAAUGGUGUGGCCCAGGGCCACAUAGCAGACUGCUGUCCUGGGCUGCCUCUGGUCCCGAGUGACUUAUGUUCCAUGUGCCAACACCAGUGGGGAGCCCGCAGGCCUAUGUUGCAGCGUCACUGCAGGAGUUGUGGGCCUAGGAGAGGCUUUGGACCUGGGAGUCACACCUAGCAGCAAAGUCUCGCCCCUUUGUCUACGUUGCUCCCCCAAACCAUGAGCAGAGGGACUUCGAUGCCAAACCAGACUCUGGUCCCCUCCUGCGUCCCUUCCCCACUUAUCCCCCAAGUGCCUUCCCUCAUGGCUGGGCCGGCCUGACCCGAGACGGGCAGAGGGUGGGUGGGACCCCCUGCUGCAAGGCAGAGUUCAGGUCCACUGGGCUGAGUGUCCCCUUGGGCCCGUGGCCCAGUCACUCAGGGGCAUGAGUUUAUUUUCUAACAUAGCCCUUUCUUUGCCAUGAGGCCAUGAGACCCACUUCCUCCUUUUCUAUUUCCCUAGAACCUUAAUGGUAGAAGGAAUUGCAAAGAAUCAAGUCCACCCUUCUCAUGUGACAGAUGGGGAAACUGAGGCCUUGAGAAGGAAAAAGGCUAAUCUGAGUUCCUACGGGGCAGUGGCACGACUGGAGCAUAGCCUCCUGCCUCCCAGCCGGGCCCAUUGCACUUUCUUGUCUCCUCUAAUAAGCCCCGCCCUCCCCGCCUGGGCUCCCCUUGCUGCCCUUGCCCAUUCCCCAUUAGCACAAGAGUAGCAGCAGCAGGACAGGCAAGAGCCUCACAAGUGGGACUCUGGGCCUGGUGACCAGCUGUGUGGCAUGGGCUAAGUCACUCUGCCCUUCGGAGCCUCUGGAAGCUUAGGGCACAUUGGUUCCAGCCUAGCCAGUUUCUCACCCUGGGUUGGGGUCCCCCAGCAUCCAGACUGGAAACCUACCCAUUUUCCCCUGAGCAUCCUCUAGAUACUGCCCCAAGGAGUUGCUGCAGUUCUGGAGCCUCACCUGGCCGCGAGCUCCAAGGGGCCUCCUGGAUUCAGUCCCCACUGGCCCUGAGUGCGACAGCCCUUCUCACCCUCCCAGGAAUGCCGUGAAAGGAGGCAAGAUCUCCCCCACCCAUGUCUAUGCUCGACCCCCAGGGUAGCAUCUCAGCUUCCAAACCCUGGGCUGUUUCCUUAAUCUUCAUUUUAUAAAUGUUGUUGCCUUUUUAAUGGACUGUCACUUUCAACCCGCCUCCCCCACCCCUGCUGGCCGGGGAUGGAGACAUGUCAUUUGUAAAAGCAGGAAAAGGUUGCAUUUGUUCACUUUUGUGAUAUUGUCCUGGGCCUGUGUUGCGGUGUUGGGGGAAGCUGGGCAUCAGUGGCCACGUGGGCAUCAGGGGCUGGCCCCACAGAGACCCCACAGGGCAGUGAGCUCUGUCUUCCCCCACCUGCCUAGCCCAUCAUCUAUCUGACUGGUCCUUGAUUUAAUAAACACCAUAAAAAGUUC
Messenger RNA from Cercocebus atys (sooty mangabey), 2698 nucleotides. It is a transcript of the gene TSKU, whose product is annotated as tsukushi, small leucine rich proteoglycan. Gene Ontology annotation, molecular function: protein binding. Lineage: Eukaryota; Metazoa; Chordata; Mammalia; Primates; Cercopithecidae. The record is from RefSeq and is a predicted model, not a curated record. Gene Ontology annotation, cellular component: extracellular matrix. Bases 167 to 1228 code for a protein of 353 amino acids. The transcript has 2 exons.